Messenger RNA from Melampsora larici-populina 98AG31, 450 nucleotides. RefSeq lists its product as uncharacterized. The transcript is spliced from 3 exons. The coding region runs from base 1 to 450 and encodes 149 amino acids. Lineage: Eukaryota; Fungi; Basidiomycota; Pucciniomycetes; Pucciniales; Melampsoraceae. The record is from RefSeq and is a predicted model, not a curated record.
AUGUUACACGAUAGUUCAGAUUGUGACUACAAAACCCACAUAAAUAAACUGCCCAUGUCAUCCCAGGGACCUUCUUCAGGCAGGCGGGUCCUCCGGGGUCAACGUCGCAAUAUCACGAAUACCGUUGCUCAUCAAAAUGAAAAUGAUUCCAGCACCAAAGCGGUCAAGCGCAAAAAGACCAGUGAUCCAGAAACAGAGCCUGUCCAGUCUCUGAGAGAGAUUCCCUUGAGAGGCUCGGAUUUUCAGUCGAACCCAAGACAACCCGUGAAAGGGUUCUCAAUCUUCUUGGCAAGCAUGUCACCAAAAAGAGACCACGCCUUUCCAGCCAGUCGCUUCGAUCUAGGAGGAAGUCAACAGUCAACUUACCUUCCGAUGAUCCAGUGCAAACCAUUAUCGUCCCUUCAACCAAUCAACUCAACUAUGAACAAUUCAACACUCCCAGCUGAUUGA